UCCGAGAUAGAGCCCAACAAAGAAGUUUACGUUUCGACAGAGAACCUCUAGACGAAGUGAAGACUCUUCCUGCUUUUUGUUGGGAAAUUGAAAUAACCUAAGAGGUAGAGAUUGAUAGGAAGAAGAAGAACGAUUCAGAGCAGAGAUUCGUAGAAUAUCGAAGAUGAACACUGACAUCACUGCCUUGGAGAAGCCCCAAUACCCUGUCGUUGACCGAAAUCCUCCAUUUACUAAAGUCGUCGGAAACUUCAGUAUCCUCGAUUACCUCCGUUUCUCAACUAUCACCGGAGUCUCCGUCACCGUCGGAUAUCUAUCUGGGAUUAAGCCUGGGAUUAAAGGACCGUCAAUGGUAACGGGAGGACUGAUCGGACUCAUGGGUGGAUUCAUGUAUGCAUACCAGAACUCGGCGGGUCGACUCAUGGGGUUUUUCCCCAACGACGGUGAGGUCGCUAGUUACCAGAAGCGUGAUGGUUUCUCCAAAUGAUGACUCUAGGGUUUUUCCUGGAUCUGGCUUAAUCCUUUUGCUGCUUCCAGACUUCGAAACCUUUCUUUUCAUGUAAUUGGAUUGAUUUUCUCUGCUACUCCUUGCUGUUUGAGGAUAUAUGUGCCUCUGUUUGUUUGUUAUGACUUAUGAUCAAUAAAAAGAUUUGAGCUUGAGAAAA
Molecule: messenger RNA, 662 nt
Organism: Eutrema salsugineum
Lineage: Eukaryota; Viridiplantae; Streptophyta; Magnoliopsida; Brassicales; Brassicaceae
Product: NADH-ubiquinone oxidoreductase 20.9 kDa subunit
Exons: 2
Coding region: 164-484 (106 amino acids)
Source: RefSeq, a predicted model, not a curated record